GUAAACAUGGCGGACUACGGAAAUCAAUGGGAAGGUGCGACACGUUGCAGACGCAGUUUUCUGACUUGCGGAAGCAAGCACGGCAACUUGAGAAUGAGAUUGAUUUGAAGUUGGUGUCAUUUAGUAAAUUAGGAACCAAUUAUAGCGCAGUCAAAGAUUAUGGUGGCUCUGCAAACAGUGGUGUCCAACAAACAAAAUUGGAAAGUGACAAAACAUCGAGUUAUUCUCGUUACAGUGACACAUCGCCUCUUCUCAACAAAUCAAGUAGUGAACACAUGUUUGAGACCAUGGCCAUGGAGAUAGAACAGUUACUAGCUAGGCUCACAGAGGUAAAUGAUCGGAUGGCAGAUUUCACGCAGAAUGUCAGUAUGAAUGCGGGGAGUUCAGCAUUACUACACACACUGCAAAGGCAUCGUGACAUCUUACAAGAUUAUUCACACGAGUUCCAGAAAACCAAAGUCAACAUUUCAGCUUUCAGAGACCGGGAAGAUCUUCUCGGAUCAGUAAGAAGAGAUAUUGAUGCUUAUAAAAAUGCAUCGGGUUUGAAUCGACGGACAGAACUUUAUCUGAAAGAACAUGAGCAUUUACGGAGUUCUGAUAGACUUAUUGAUGACCAAAUAAACGUUGCAUUAGCUACAAAAGAGAACCUGUUGUCACAGAGAGGCACAUUUUAUAACAUCUCACAGAAGAUGAGCAAUUUCACCAGUCGAUUUCCAGUCAUCAAUAACCUUGUUACAAAGAUUAACUUUCGGAAAAGGAGGGAUACAAUAAUCAUUGCCUGUGUGGUGGCACUUUGCCUCAUACUCUUAUUGAUCUACCAAUUCCACUAGUCAUCGAUAUCAGAUGCUGUGUAAGAACAGUUGUAGAUCGAUGAGUAAAACUCUUUCGGAUGACAAAAUAUUUCGAGGUGUUACCUGUAGUAAUUUUAACUGUAAAGUGCUACAAAGAACUCUCAAUUCUCUUUGGUUUGAUUGUGUUCUGAAGUCAAACUCUACUUUCUCUUGGUGCUGGAGUAUUUAGAAAGUUUGUGUGCCUCAGUACUGAGAAAAAAAUAGCAGUCACCUUUCUGAAGCUCAUAUUGGUUUGGUGAUAUUCACGAAAUAUUAUUUGUGUAUGACCUUGAUAUACCUACUGUAAUGUAACUCACCCUCUCGAGUUUGAAUACUCCAUGGAAGUGUAAGCAUCUUUAUGAGUUACCAAAGUUACAUGUUUGAUCUUAAUAUACAUGUAUACUCCUGUAAAUAUGUAGUUGCUCUUGUAAAUAAAUAUAAUAU
This is a messenger RNA of Lineus longissimus, 1274 nucleotides long. Its product is annotated as Golgi SNAP receptor complex member 1-like. The record is from RefSeq and is a predicted model, not a curated record. Gene Ontology annotation, biological process: vesicle fusion; endoplasmic reticulum to Golgi vesicle-mediated transport. The transcript has 9 exons. Gene Ontology annotation, cellular component: Golgi membrane; SNARE complex; Golgi medial cisterna. The coding region runs from base 27 to 830 and encodes 267 amino acids. Gene Ontology annotation, molecular function: SNAP receptor activity. NCBI's taxonomy places the organism in Eukaryota, Metazoa, Nemertea, Pilidiophora, Heteronemertea, Lineidae.